AUGGGAGCCGACUCCAAACCCGUUGUCCCCAACAACCCCCCUCAUCCUUGGCCCUCCCCCAAAGAUUGGCCCGCUUCCAAAGUCCGUCAAACGUUCAUUGAUUACUUUGCUCAACAACCCGGAUUUGAACACACUUUCUGGCCUUCUUCAGGUGUGAUACCUUUCGAAGAUGAUACUCUCCUCUUUGCAAAUGCCGGAAUGAACCAAUUCAAACCCUUGUUCUUGGGAACUGCUGAUCCUAAAAGCGAACUUAGUAAAUUACAUCGUGCCGUGAACAGCCAGAAGUGUAUUCGAGCAGGUGGCAAGCAUAAUGAUCUAGAUGAUGUGGGCAAAGAUACUUAUCACCACACGUUCUUUGAAAUGCUAGGAAAUUGGUCAUUCGGUGAUUAUUUCAAGAUUGGAGCUUUGACGAUGGCUUGGGAUCUUUUGACUAGAGUUUAUGGUCUACCUAAGGAUCGUUUGUAUGUCACAUACUUUGAAGGAGACGAGAAACAAGGUUUAGAACCGGAUAAUGAAGCAAAAGAAAUAUGGAAGCAACUUGGAGUACCGGAAACCCAUAUUCUCACUGGGAAUGCCAAAGACAACUUCUGGGUAGAAAUGGGUGCGACAGGGCCCUGUGGUCCAUGCAGUGAGAUCCAUUUCGAUCGUAUCGGUGGUCGUGAUGCCUCCCACCUUGUCAACGCCGAUGAUCCUAACGUUUUGGAAAUAUGGAACAACGUGUUCAUUCAAUACAACAGAGAAUCCUCCGGAGCGUUACGAAGUCUUCCCGCCAAACAUGUGGACACGGGCAUGGGUUUCGAACGUUUAGUAUCAGUCCUUCACAACGUGUCAUCCAACUACGACACCGACGUUUUCACCCCCAUCUUCGCCAAAAUACAAGAGCUCACUGGUGCUAGACCAUAUACUGGGAAAUUAGGAGAUGAAGAUAAAGAUGGAGUAGAUACAGCCUAUCGAGUCAUUGCGGAUCAUAUAAGAACACUCACCAUCGCCAUUUCAGACGGUGGAGUUCCUGAUAAAGAUGGAAGAGGUUAUGUUCUCCGGCGGAUCUUGAGAAGAGGAGUGAGAUAUGCUAGUAAUAAGAUGAACGUCAAAAUUGGAUCUUUUUUCUCUUCUUUGGUUCCCACGGUUGUUGAUAGUCUGAGUGGGAUUUUUCCGGAAGUGACUAAACGUAUUCCAGAACUCAUCGAGAUUCUCAAUGAAGAAGAAGCUUCAUUUGCACGUACGUUGAAUCGAGGUGAAACGUUAUUCAGCAAAUACGCCGCGAUCGCCGCUCAGGAGAAACGUACCGUUUUGAGUGGUAAAGAUAUUUGGAGAUUGUAUGACACUUAUGGAUUCCCAGUGGACCUCACACAGAUAAUGGCGGAAGAAAGGGGUUUGAAGAUUGAUCAAGUAGCCUUUGAGAAAGCACGUUUGGAAUCUCUAGAAGCAAGUAAAGCUGGAGGUAAAGCAGCAGGAGGUGUACAGAUUAAGUUGGACGUGCAUGAUUUGGCAGCGUUGGAGGAAAAUGCAGAUGUUCCUAAGACGGACGAUUCGGCGAAGUAUCAACUGGACGACAUCGAAGCCACGGUUAAAGGUAUUUAUUACCAAUCCAAAUUCCACCAAUCGACAUCGGAACUUCCUCCCAACGUUCCUUUUGGUAUCUUACUCAACAAAACGAAUUUCUACGCAGAGUCAGGUGGACAGGAGAAUGAUACCGGUGUUCUUGCUAUUGAUGGUAAAGCCGAAUUCAAGGUCGAGGACGUGCAAGUGUACAACGGAUACGUUCUGCAUGUGGGGCAAAUGGAAGAAGGGGAGAUUAAAUUAGGUGACGAGGUUAUCUGCACGUAUGAUGAGCUUCGACGAUGGCCUAUCCGAAAUAAUCACACUGGCACACAUAUCCUAAACUUUGCCCUCCGUGAAGUUCUCGGAGAUCAUAUAGACCAAAAAGGUUCCCUUGUCGCACCUUCCAAACUCCGCUUUGAUUUCUCUCACAACAAGGCCAUCUCGGUAGAUGAGAUUGCUAAGAUUGAAGCCAUCUCCAACGAGUGGAUCAAGAAAGCUGUACCGGUGUACGCUAAAGAGAUGUCGUUACAGGCUGCAUACAAGAUUCCAGGAUUGAGAGCGGUAUUUGGGGAAGCGUAUCCUGAUCCAGUGAGAGUGGUCAGUAUCGGAUAUCCUCUGGAGGAGAUUUCUCAAAAUAUUGAAGAUACCAAAUGGCGUAGUACUAGUAUAGAGUUUUGUGGAGGAACACAUGUGGCUAAAACAGACGAUAUCAAAGAUUUUGUCAUUAUUGAAGAAUCUUCAAUCGCCAAAGGGAUCCGACGUAUUGUCGCUGUGACAGGACAUGAUGCUAACGAUGUUUCUCGUCGUGGUUUAGAGUUUGAACGACGGUUAGAGCGGAUUGAAAGUAUGCAAGGUAAGGAGAAAGAAACAUCCAUGAAACCUUAUUUGGCGGAACUAGGUCAAAGUGGUAUUUCCCUCGUCAAACGUCAUUCCCUUCAAAGACGAUUCGACAAACUCUCUUCCGAUCUCGCUGCAAUAACCAAAACCCGUCUAGCGGCUGAACAAAAACAAGUCUCAGAAGAAAUCAAGACUUUCUUCCUUGAAAACCCUAACGAAAACGUUUACGUAGGUAUUUUCGGUGUAGAUGGUAAUAUCAAAGUACUCUCCGCUGCUGUAACGUCUACUGGAAGAACAUUGUCCAAAGCUAUUUACGCUUUCUCUUCGGAGAUCGAUACGGGUAAAGUCACACAUGUGAAUUAUGUACCUAAAGAAAUAUUGGAUAAGAAGAGUUUGGAUGCUAAAGUUUGGUUGAGUGAAGUGAGUAAGGUUUUGGGUGGAAAAGGUGGUGGAAGGGAUGAUUCCGCUACUGGCGUAGGGGUGGAGGGAGGGAAGAUUGAAGAGGCUUUGAAAGUUGCCAAAGAGGUUUAUAAGAGUAAGGUGGAAGGUAAGUGA
Molecule: messenger RNA, 2934 nt
Organism: Tremella mesenterica DSM 1558
Lineage: Eukaryota; Fungi; Basidiomycota; Tremellomycetes; Tremellales; Tremellaceae
Exons: 12
Coding region: 1-2934 (977 amino acids)
Biological process (GO): alanyl-tRNA aminoacylation; tRNA modification
Cellular component (GO): mitochondrion; cytoplasm
Molecular function (GO): ATP binding; nucleic acid binding; alanine-tRNA ligase activity
Source: RefSeq, a predicted model, not a curated record